Messenger RNA from Auxenochlorella protothecoides, 3375 nucleotides. Its product is annotated as ATP-dependent DNA helicase Q-like 4A. NCBI's taxonomy places the organism in Eukaryota, Viridiplantae, Chlorophyta, Trebouxiophyceae, Chlorellales, Chlorellaceae. Gene Ontology annotation, molecular function: four-way junction helicase activity; ATP binding; nucleic acid binding. The transcript has 17 exons. The record is from RefSeq and is a predicted model, not a curated record. The coding region runs from base 1 to 3375 and encodes 1124 amino acids. Gene Ontology annotation, cellular component: nucleus; chromosome; cytoplasm. Gene Ontology annotation, biological process: DNA replication; double-strand break repair via homologous recombination.
AUGGAGGACGACGACGAUGCCUUUUUCGAGGGGAUCGAUGUGGACGGCCUGAUCACAGGGCAGUCCACGGGGCUUGCCCAGGAGGCACCGCCCAGCAGCUGGCCAGCACACAAUCCCCCAGAACAGGCACGUGCACGCCCUGCCCCGCCGCCGCCGCCACCAGCACCCCAGGCUCUGUCGGAGCCGGAGCGUGCCCGCCGGCUUGCGGCCGUCUCCGCGGCCCUGGCGGCUGCGGCCGAGAAGAUGCUGGACGCCGAGGGCGACCCCGGGGCGCUGGCGACUGUGAUGGCGGAGAGCCGGCGCCUCCGCGAGGAGAAGUCUGCGCUGCUCGCACAGCCAGGGGAGUCCAGAUCUGGCACGGACGCCGCUACCAGGCCCCAGCCCUUGGGAGGCCCCGGCCCGGCCUCCCAGUUCCCCGAGGGUGGCAACCCAACCGGCGGCCCUCCAUGGCAGCAGACCUCCCGCGCCUCGGCACCGACGGUGCAGGCCGCGCCGUACCGAGCCAGCUCCUGGGUCCAGGGCCCCGGUACAGCUCCCCCUCCCCUCACAAACAGCUACAGCCACCAAGGCGCCUCGCUGGGCUGGGAGGAGGGCGGCGCCCCACCCCAGCCGCCGGCCUGGACGCCGGACAAGGCCCUGGCGCGGCAGGCGGCGGGAGAGCGUGUGGACGCGACGCACGACGCCUCAUGGCGUGGCGAGACCUUUGCCUGGAGCCGGGAGCUCCGGUCCCUGAACACCACGCGGUUUGGCAAUUCGGGGUUCCGCCACAACCAGCUUGCCAUCAUGAACGCCAGCCUGGCGGGAAAGGACGUAUUCGUCCUCAUGCCCACAGGCACGUUGAUGAGCGUUCAUUGGUGGAUGGGGCAUGCCGGCUGCACUUGGAGGCUGCUGGGAUGCCACGAAGCGAGGGCAAGCCCAGCAGAGGCGGGACCUGCCGCUGGGAAUAUGAGUGGCGGCGGCAAGUCGCUGUGCUACCAGCUCCCGGCCGUGCUGUCCACCGGGAUCACCAUAGUGGUGUCGCCCCUGGUCUCCCUCAUUCAGGACCAGGUGUACCACCUGGGCGUGCUGGGCAUCCCCGCCGUCUGCCUGGGCGGGUCCAUGGGCUGGGAGGAGCAGCGCGCGGUGUACGACGACAUGACACGCGACCCCGAGGCCUCCAAGGUCCUGUUCAUCACACCCGAGAAGCUGGCGGCCUCCGGGCGGCUGCAGGCCACCCUGGACCAGCUGCACCAGCGGGGCUGCCUGGCCCGCGUCGUCAUCGACGAGGCCCACUGCGUCAGUCAAUGGGGGCACGACUUCCGCAAGGACUACACGCGCCUCAGCUUCUUCAAGCAAAAGUACCCCAGCGUGCCGCUCAUGGCUCUCACAGCCACGGCCACGCCCCGGGUGCAGCAUGAUGUGGUGGCACAGCUGGGCAUACACUCCUGCCUCAUGUUCACCAACUCCUUCAACCGGCCCAACCUGAGGUACGAGGUGGUGAAGAAGAAGAAGGUGGACACCUGCUGCGACGAGAUCGCCACCUCCAUCGUGAAGAACUACACCGAGAAAUGCGGCAUCGUCUACUGCCUCACGCGCAAUGAGUGUGAGAGUGUGGCUGACAAACUGGAGGUAGGGGGGCACUACCAUGGCAGCCUGACGGCAGAGGAGCGUGAGAACGUCCAGUCCGAGUGGACUAAUGGAGAGGUGGCGCUGAUCGUUGCGACCAUAGCCUUCGGGAUGGGCAUCAACAAGGCCGACGUUCGGUUCGUGAUCCACUUCAGCCUGCCCAAAUCCCUGGAGGGGUACCUCCAGGAGAGCGGGAGGGCUGGGAGGGACGGCCGCCCCGCCACCUGCCUGCUGUACUACUCAUAUGCUGACGCAGCAAAAUCGCGACACAUGCUGCGCCAAUCUGCAGAGGAGAACAGGUCGCCGCUGGAGCAGCUGAAAAGCAACGAGGAGUCCCUGAAUGCCAUGGUUGCGUACUGCGAGGAGCAGGUCGAGUGCCGCAGGGUGCUCAUGCUGCAUCACUUUGGGGAGCACAGCUUUGAUAAGAGCAAGUGCGGCGGGACGUGCGACAACUGCGCGCGCAGCGCCACGCAAUCCUAUGUGUACGAGGACCAGUCGGAGGCCGCGGCCAAGGUCCUGGAGGCCAGCCGAGCCGUGGGCCCGGCCUCCAUGUCGCUGCUGGUGGACACGGUGCGCGGAGCCAACACCGCCGCCAUCCGGCGCGCGGGCCUGGUUGGCCUGGCGGCGCACGGCUGCGGCCGCGCUUUCUUGAAGAACGGCGGCGAGGCGGAGCGCCUCAUCCGCCGCAUGGUGGUCCAGGGCCUGCUCCUGGAGCGCACGGCGCGGCAGGAAGUGCACAUGGCGGUGGUGGCCACGCUGAGCGACUGGGCGGGCGGGGCUGGACACCGCAAGGGUGGCCAGCGGGCGGCGCCGGUGUGCUCCGCCCUGGCCAUUGCCAGGGCGGGGCAGGGACGGGCAAGAAAGCACGGCGCGGAGGAGGAGGACGACCCCAUCGACCUGUGCCUGGACGUCGAGGAGACGGCGGUACGCACGCAGCUGAUGAAGACGGCGCUGCACCAACUGAACGCCGCGCUGCGCCUCCAGCGCAACUCGGCGCGGGGCCCCUUCACCGGCGCCGUGCAGGCCUCGCUGGCGGCCUGCGCGCCGCGGACAGUCCAGGACUUCCAGGCCAUGGUGAUCAGCGGGGUGUCGGAGCAGAUGAAGCGCCAGUAUGGAGAGCAUGUGGUCUCGGCCAUCAACCAGGCGGACGCCUUCCUGGCCAGGAUGCGGACAGGCGGCGCGCAGGCGGAGGAGUUUGCGCUGGACAUCCGCGCCCUCACACCCUCCAUGGCCGGUGCUGGGAUGCGGCAGCCCAAACGGGCGCGGAUAGAUGAGCAGGCGUGGUCGGACAGCGAGGGCGAGGAGGCUGCCUGGGCGGCCGUGGGUGAGCAGGCUGUGGGGAUCCUGGGCAAGGCCCACCAUGGGAGGGGUGUGGACAUGGUGCGCAUGGAUCGCCGCAGCCUGUGGCCCACCCCUGUCGUUCCCGACUGCUGGACUCGGGUGCGCAUGUCCCAGGGCGUCCCCACUCUCGCCCCCCCCCCCCCUCAAACGUCACCAAACCCUGCAGAGAACGCCGCUCGGGCACACCAGGGGCCCAUGCAUGCGCCCAUGCUGGAGGGCUUCAGGUAUCAGGCCGGGACAACAACACCCCCUCUGCGUCGACCCCCGGCCAGCUUGCAGAGCCCGGCCUGGCACGGCGCGGGGAAGGGCCAGGAGGAGCCGUCCUCGGCAUCUAGGUGGCAGCGGAGAAAGGCGGGAACUCCGGAGGCAGCAUGGGCUCGCGUCCGGUCCCUCAUGACGGAACCGCUGGGCAUGCACAACCAGGCAUGA